ACUUUCUCUGUCGCUGUCAACACUUUGUGUUUCGGCUCGCAGUGGAGGCUUUUUGCGUGGAGCGCAAGCCUGAGCAGUAGUAAAUUGCAAUCUGUUGUGUCAGAAGGGCUAGCGUGGCCUCGAAGUGCUUGUGCUUGUAGAAGUUGGAAUCGUCUAGCCAGGCUAUUCGCCGUCAUGGCCCACGCUCGCCUGAGAAGUCCAAGGUCGUCCUGGGCAAGGAACGCCAUGCAGGUCUUUGAAGUGGUAUUGUGGAUGUCGGUGACCGGUGUGCUUGUCCCAGUUAGCGAAUCCAGCACCUGUACACAAUCGCCAAACAAAUACAAUUGCAAGAGCCUUAAUCUCAAUGCUAUUCCUCAAGAUGCAGGUAGUGAUCUAAAGUUUCUGAAUGUCGAACACAACUUGAUAAGCAACAUUGGGGAAGGAGACUUUUCAUCAUAUCCUCAAUUGGAAGAACUGAAUCUCAAGGAGAACUCGCUUACUGAGCUUGGUGAAACCGCGUUUGGCAGCAUCGACAACCUUCUAACGCUGUGA
Messenger RNA from Sycon ciliatum, 531 nucleotides. RefSeq names its product leucine-rich repeat and immunoglobulin-like domain-containing nogo receptor-interacting protein 3. The record is from RefSeq and is a predicted model, not a curated record. Gene Ontology annotation, molecular function: protein binding. The coding region runs from base 175 to 531 and encodes 118 amino acids. Lineage: Eukaryota; Metazoa; Porifera; Calcarea; Leucosolenida; Sycettidae. The transcript is spliced from 4 exons.